AUGGAGACAGCAAGUUCCUCUGGCUCCUGGCUCUCCAGCUGCCUCAUCACCCUCGUCUUCCUGCAGCUGCCCAUACACGUGUCAGGGGACUCCGGCCAGUUCCACCUGGCCCCGCUAGGGGGCACCGCCAAGCUGCUCUGCCCUCUCUCGCUCUGGUCGGUCCCGAAGCUCACCGAGGUGCGGUGGCUGCGGUCCUUGCCCCGGGGGCGCGCCCAGCUGGUUCACUUGUUCCGGGAUGACAAAGUCCGCGAGGAAGAUGUGGUACCGGAAUUUAAGGGGAGGACGGCGCUGGAGAGGGACACGCUGGAGGGAAAUGUCACGCUGGAGAUCCGCCACGUCCGGCUGGAGGACCGAGGGCCGUACCGCUGUCAGGUCCGGAUUGCAAACCUGAGUCGAGAGGGCACCGUGAUCCUGCAGGUGGCCGUUCUAGGCUCCGACCCUUACAUCCACGUGAAGGGCUACGACGCUGGAUGGAUCCAGCUGGUGUGCAGGUCGGUGGGAUGGUUCCCACGGCCUUGGGCCGAGUGGAGAGACCCUCAAGGCAGGGUGCUUCCAUCUGAGCCCCAGGCCCCUUCCCUGGACAACGCUGGCCUCUUCGAAACCGCCGUGUCCAGCAAAGUCAGGGACAGCACUGUGGGCAGCGUGUCCUGCACCAUCCGCAACGAUGCCCUGGGCCAGGAGAAGACCGCGGCCAUGGUCAUAGCAGCCCCCUCUCCAGGGAGGAUCUCCCCCUCAGCAGUGGCUCUGGCUGUGGUCCUGCCUGGCCUGGGGCUUCUCAUCAUGGUGGGCAUUUGCCUCAUCUGGAAGCAAAGACGAUCAAAAGAGAAGCUUCUCUAUGAACAGGUGAUGGAGGUAGAAACUCUUCUCUCAGACCAUGCAAAAGAAAAAGGAAGGCUCCAUAAAGCCCUCAAGAAACUCCGGAGUGAACUGAAGUUGAAAAGAGCUGCAGCCAACUCAGGCUGGAGAAGGGCCCGGCUGCACUUCGUGGCCGUGACCCUGGACCCCGACACCGCGCACCCCAAACUCAUCCUGUCCGAGGACCGCAGGUGUGUGAAGCUGGGAGACAGAAGGCAGCCUGUGCUUGACAACCCCCAGAGGUUUGACUUCGUGGUCAGCGUCCUGGGCGCCGAGUCCUUCGUGGCCGGCUGCCACUACUGGGAGGUGAACGUGGGAGACAAGACCAAGUGGAUCCUGGGGGUGUGCAGCGAGGCCGUGAGCAGGAAGGGCAAGGUCACCGCCUCGCCCGCCAACGGGCACUGGCUGCUGCGGCAGAGCCGAGGGGCCGAGUACGAGGCGCUCACGUCCCCGCAGACCCCCUUCCGCCUGAAGGCGUCCCCGCGCUGCGUGGGCAUCUUCCUGGACUACGAGGCAGGCACCAUCUCCUUCUACAACGUGACCGACAAAUCCCACAUCUUCACGUUCACCCACGCGUUCUCUGGCCCCCUUCGCCCUUUCUUUGAGCCUUGCCUUCACGAUGGAGGGAAAAACACGGCACCUCUAGUCAUUUGCUCGGAACUCCAGAAAUCGGAGGCGUCCGUGGCCCCCAAGCCAGAUGGGAAAGGCCACGCUAACGGAGACGUGGCCCUGAAGGUGGACGCUUCCCUCCGGCCCUGGUCCCCUGAUCUCGGCCCGGCGCUCCAGGGGCUCAAGGUUCCUUCUUUUUAG
Eptesicus fuscus (big brown bat) is the source of this 1665-nucleotide messenger RNA. RefSeq names its product erythroblast membrane associated protein (Scianna blood group) (gene ERMAP). The transcript is spliced from 11 exons. The coding region runs from base 1 to 1665 and encodes 554 amino acids. Lineage: Eukaryota; Metazoa; Chordata; Mammalia; Chiroptera; Vespertilionidae. The record is from RefSeq and is a predicted model, not a curated record. Gene Ontology annotation, molecular function: signaling receptor binding. Gene Ontology annotation, biological process: T cell receptor signaling pathway; regulation of cytokine production. Gene Ontology annotation, cellular component: external side of plasma membrane.